Messenger RNA from Musca domestica (house fly), 780 nucleotides. RefSeq lists its product as uncharacterized. The transcript has 2 exons. Bases 62 to 736 code for a protein of 224 amino acids. The record is from RefSeq and is a predicted model, not a curated record. NCBI's taxonomy places the organism in Eukaryota, Metazoa, Arthropoda, Insecta, Diptera, Muscidae.
UACAAAUACGAAAAGUGAUAGAGUAGUGAGAGGUAGUGUUUGUGGCCGAACCACAGACAAAAUGCUCAUUCUCAAACAAUUCAUUGGCGUGGAAACAUCAAGUCGCAAAAUGACGCUCAAAGAAUUUGCAUUCUUUUUAAUAUUGGCUCUGGCAUUUCACAUAAAUGCUGCUGCACCCACUUCCGAUUCAAUGGCCACAACUGAGGUGGCACCAUUUGCCACCAAGAAUAUGGAUGAAAUAGUUCAAUAUUUGCUCCAGACCACCAUACACAAAUACGAUGCCAAAGUGUCGGUGGUGCAAUCGCACAUCAAGAGAUUCCAGGAAGCUGUGGAAAUGUUGAUUGGCGAAACCCCAGCUGAUGAUAAUGAGAAAAUCACAAAAUACAAUGAACUUCUACACGCCAUUGGGGAGAGCUUAAAUGCCAUCGAUAGAGAUACAUCAACAUGCGGUCUCUAUCUGGUUGCCACGGCUGAACUGAGUCACAUCGAUAGCUUAGUAGUCAAUUCGAAGGAUGCACAAUUGUGGAACUAUUGGACUCUAUCAGACAUUGAUGAGAAAAAUUUAUUUGUGACUUUGGCUUAUGAAUCAACAGAUGUUUACCGACAAGAAGCGCAACAGUAUUUCGAUGAAAAUCCUGAAUUUAAGACUGAAGCAAAAUCCAAGGCUAAGCAAUAUGUAACCGAACAUUGUUCGAAAUACAAAGAAUAUUAUAAGGAUGAAAUUGUUGGAAAUUGAAAGUGCGAAAAUAAAAUACCAGAUAAGAAAUGUUAAAUAUAGAA